Striga hermonthica is the source of this 684-nucleotide messenger RNA. The record is from the annotation of a GenBank genome assembly. Lineage: Eukaryota; Viridiplantae; Streptophyta; Magnoliopsida; Lamiales; Orobanchaceae.
AUGGACACUUGGAUUUGCGCGACUAUUGAUUCUAUUAUAGACGAUUGGUGGUACCUUUCAUGUGUGCGAUGCAGCUGCUCGAUGGAGAAUGACAAAGGAAUCUAUACAUGCCGGAAGUGCUCCCACACUCGCGGCACAUUCCGGUACAGAAUACAAUUUGGUGUUUCCGAUGCUUCUUCAAGUGCAACCUUGAUUUGUUGGGAUAAAGAUUGUCAAAAUAUUGUUGGGAAAAGCUGUGAUAUAUUGAAGCGAGAAUAUGACCAAAAGAGGAAAGACAUCUUUGAACUUCCCGACGAACUUGAUGAGUUAACGGGGAAGACAUAUCUCUUCAAGGUUCGCAUUAAGCCAGAUGAUCCUUUCAGCCAAAGCUCUACAUUUUCUGUGAUUAAAGUGGUUGUUGAUGAGCACUUGGUUUCCAAGUAUAGUCAAUGGGUCGUGCAGUAUGAUGAAUCGGAUUUCUUAACUCUCUUGCAAAGAGAGGAAACUGCGAGUGGAUUGGAUCCUGCUUUAGAAGAUGAGGCAUCCACCCCAUUGAAGAAAAUGCAAGAUAAGAAUGUUGCUGGGGACAAUGCAAUUGCAAAACGGAACCUUUCUGAUCAAUUUGCUGCCGAGUCCGUUACAAGCAAUAAAGGGAAAGCCAAGGUUGAUAAUGAUGGAAAUUUGCUCGAAGAUAAGAACGAAUGA